Molecule: messenger RNA, 1734 nt
Organism: Cyphellophora attinorum
Lineage: Eukaryota; Fungi; Ascomycota; Eurotiomycetes; Chaetothyriales; Cyphellophoraceae
Product: 4-coumarate--CoA ligase-like 7
Exons: 3
Coding region: 1-1734 (577 amino acids)
Biological process (GO): secondary metabolic process
Molecular function (GO): CoA-ligase activity
Source: RefSeq, a predicted model, not a curated record
AUGCCGUACAAAUCUCGCUGGAACGUCCCCAUCCCGGACUGCUCACUAACAACAUUCCUCUUCGGCUCAUCCGCCAACCUUCCCCAUGACCCAACAUCACCCAACAAGAUGUGCUUCGCCGAAGCAGAACGACCCGACACGCACUACUUCACCCGCGCAGACUUCCAACUAUGGAGCCAACGUUUCGGCCUCGGCCUGACCAAAUCCGGCCUUUUCAAGCCAGGCGACCGCCUCCUCCUCUUCAGCCCCAACGACCUCUUCGUUCCCGUCGUCUUCAUGGGCACGCUCAUGGCCGGUGGGAUCUACACCGGCGCCAACCCGACUUUCACCCCACGCGAGCUCGCCCACCAGCUCAAGGACUGUAGCGCCAGCAUCCUCAUCUGCCACCACGACUCCAUCGCCACAGGGGUCGAAGCCGCAAAGCAAGCCAACCUCUCCCUCGAUCGCGUCUUCGUCUUCAACAACGAGAUUUACGACAACAAAGGCAACCCCAGCCACGGCGCGCGCUACUGGUCCACUCUGAUGGCCCCGAAAUCCGACGAAGCGCGCAAAUUCGCCUGGCCCGACCUCUCCGGCCCCAACGAGGCCAAAACCACCACCCUCGCCCUCAACUACUCCUCCGGCACAACCGGCGUGCCCAAGGGCGUGGAGAUCACCCACAGAAACUACGUCUCCAAUACUCUGCAGUCCGCUCAGAUCACCGAGAACCACCCUAACUAUGCUGAGAAACGGAAGCAUCAUGUCUCAUUGGGGUACCUGCCCCUGUACCAUGCGUACGGCCAGAACGUGCUGAUUGCGGGCAAUUUCAACCACGAGAAGCCGACUUACGUUAUGGCGAAAUUUGAUUUCCUCAAGAUGCUUGAAUAUAUCCCGAAAUACAAAGUCACGGACCUGAAUCUAGUGCCGCCGAUGGCGGUCGCGUUGGCGAAGCACCCAGAUGUGUUGAAGUAUGACCUGCGUAGUGUGGAAUUAAUCGGGUGUGGCGCGGCGCCGUUGGGCAGGGACGUGGCGGCGCAGGUCGAGGCGAGGUUCAACUCGCAAAGGGAGGACGAGCCGGAUCGUAAGGUGAAUCUACGGCAGGGAUGGGGGAUGACUGAAUGCACCUGCUCCCUCCUCGGCUGGGACAUUAACAAAUUCGCCGACUCCGCCGCCGUCGGCGAGCCAAACGCAAACUGCGAAGCCAUGAUUGUCGACGAGGAAACCAGCAAGGAGAUCACCGCUCGUGGACCCGAUAACCGAGGCGAGCUGUGGUGUCGUGCGCCGAAUGUCAUGAAGGGGUACUGGCAUAAUAAGAAGGCUACGGAGGAGACGUUGACGGCGGAUGGGUGGUUGAAGACUGGCGAUAUUGCUUAUGUGGACGAAGCAGGAAUGUUCCACAUAGUCGACCGCCGCAAAGAGCUCAUCAAAGUCAAGGGCAACCAAGUCGCGCCCGCAGAACUCGAAGCCCUUCUCCUCGAACACCCAGCCAUCGCGGACGUCGCCGUCAUCGGUAUGCCUACGCCCGACGGAGACGAGGCGCCGCGGGCGUUUGUGGUGCGCCAGCCAACCGAGGCAGGGAAGAAGGUGACGCAGGAGGAAGUGGUCAAGUUUGUGGAGGGGAAGGUGGUGCAUUAUAAAAGGCUGAAGGGCGGGGUGACGUGGUUGGAUGUUGUGCCGAAGAAUCCAAGUGGGAAGAUUUUGAGGAGGGAGUUGCGGGAUCGGUAUAAGGUUGGGAAGGAGGGAGCGAGGUUGUGA